AUGUCUCCUUUUUCAGGGGAUGUCGGGGCGAUGCAGGCCAGGCGACAAUGCUGGACGUCGCUGAGAUCCUUACCCAGAAGUUUCUCGGACCAGACUGUUGUCAGGUGCUGGCUCAAGGCCACCAUCCUUCCCGAGGAGCACGAGAACGUCCUCAAGAGGAAGGACACGCGGCUCGCUGGAAAGGACAACGGGAAGGGGGAGGAGGUGGGGGACAAAGGGGGGGACACGGGCGAAAGGGGACUCAUCGACGGCCUUUGCGACUUGGUCGCGAAGCUGUCGAUGCCAGACAGCCUCGACGUCACCGACGCCAGAAACAUUCCAGGGGUGUUGAUGGACAAUUUGUUUGUCGAGAAGAACUCGGGCCUCACUGAUGUAGAAGUGCGAAAGGCUAUUAAGACGUGGCUUUCCGUAGAGGAUGAACCCAGCGUGUUGGAAGACGAGGUAGCUCUGGAACUGGGGAUUGUGGACCAGAACAUGGCAAACUUGGAGAUUGAUGCCUCUUCUGACGACGAAGAUGGAGGGGAUAGGCCAGCCUCGUGGAAUACAUCUUCGAUGACAGAGGCUUAGG
Ectocarpus sp. CCAP 1310/34 is the source of this 568-nucleotide messenger RNA. The record is from the annotation of a GenBank genome assembly. NCBI's taxonomy places the organism in Eukaryota, Phaeophyceae, Ectocarpales, Ectocarpaceae.